Brugia pahangi is the source of this 369-nucleotide messenger RNA. NCBI's taxonomy places the organism in Eukaryota, Metazoa, Nematoda, Chromadorea, Rhabditida, Onchocercidae. The record is from the annotation of a GenBank genome assembly.
AUGAUUAUACUAACAUUGGUUAUGAUGAUAAUAAUGAUAAAAAAAGACAAUGCUAAUGAUAAUACUAACAAUGGUUAUGAUGAUAAUAAUGAUAAAGAAAACAAUGCUAAUGAUAAUACUAACAAUAGUUAUGAUGAUAAUAAUGAUAAAGAAGACAAUGCUAAUGAUAAUACUAACAAUAGUUAUGAUGAUAAUAAUGAUAAAGAAGACAAUGCUAAUGAUAAUACUAACAAUAGUUAUGAUGAUAAUAAUGAUAAAGAAAGCAAUGCUAAUGAUAAUACUAACAAUGGUUAUGAUGAUAAUAAUGAUAAAGAAAACAAUGCUAAUAAUAAUACUAACAAUAGUUAUGAUAAUAAUAAUGAUAAAUGA